Aureococcus anophagefferens is the source of this 552-nucleotide messenger RNA. RefSeq lists its product as hypothetical. NCBI's taxonomy places the organism in Eukaryota, Pelagophyceae, Pelagomonadales, Pelagomonadaceae. The record is from RefSeq and is a predicted model, not a curated record. The transcript has a single exon. The annotation marks the transcript as partial.
AUGGUCUUCUACUUCACGGCCGACGCCAAGGACCCCAAGGACGGCGAGGACUACGUCGUCUACAUGGGCGCGGACAAGUUCGAGAACGAGGGCCUCAUCGAGUGGGGCCAGAAGCGCGACGUCUGGUUCCACGUCGACGGCCUGAGCUCGGCCCACGUCUACCUCCGGUUGCCGCUCAAGAACGCGCAGUGCGACCCCGACGACCACCGCUGCGCGGGGUUGCUGGACCGCAUCCCCGAGGGCGUCGUCGAGGACAUGUGCCAACUGGUGAAAGCCAACUCCAUCGAGGGCUGCAAGAAGGGGAGCGUCAUGGUCGUCUACACGCCCUGGGCCAACCUCCACAAGGACGAGACGAAGAUGCAGACGGGCGCCGUGGGCUUCCACGACAACCGGCACCGCGUGCUCCGGCGCGUCGACAAGGACAAGCAGGCGGUGAAGCGGAUCGAGAAGACGCGGCGCGAGGCGUUCCCGGACCUCCAGCAGGAGCGCCUGGCCUACGAGCGCGAAGUCGUCGCGUGGCGCAAGGGCCGCGACAAGGAGUCGCGGGCGGAG